UACCUAUAUUCUCAUUAUAUUCUCAAUUCAAAUUACAUUUCCAUUUUCCACCAUUUCCAUUCCCUAUUGUUUUUACACCUAGUUACUUUAGCGUAAGCAAUUUUAUUUUUAACUCACAGAGCUCUGUUUAGAUAGUUCUCAUUUGAUUUUUAAAGUGUGCGCCGUUUUUAAAUACCGUCGCAUCGAUAAUAUAUAUAGUGUCAAUCAAAAGCCGUGCCAAAUUUAUUUGUUCUAAUAAUAAAUAAAUCCAUUCUUGAACUAAAUUAUAUGGCUCGAGUUCGCCUAGUGAGUAGUAUAAUUAAAAUUAAAACUCAGGUGCUUACUUUUGAUAACGACCAUCAAAUAUUUACAUAAACAAAUUUUAUCAGCGAGUUAAGUUAACUUGUUUUUAUGGUGUAAUAAAAGAAUAAAAUUUCAUUUGAAACACUGCUGCAACACCGUAAUAACAAAAAUGGUGAAGGCAGUUGCAAUUAUUACAGUCAGUGACAGCUGCUUCAAGGAUAAUUCUCAAGACACAUCCGGACCAGCGCUAUUUGAUUUUUUAACAGAAAAAUUUCCAGAGGCCAACAUACAUACAAUAAUUGUACCAGAUGAAAAAGAAAUAAUUGAGCGAGAGCUUAAAUACUUUUGUGAUUCAAAUAUUGAUCUGAUUCUAACAACUGGAGGUACAGGUUUAAGUCCUCGGGAUGUAACUCCGGAAGCAACUAAAGCAAUAAUUCAGAGGGAAGUGCCGGCUAUACCCAUUGCAAUGACAAUAGAAAGUCUUAAGAAGACUCCCAUGGCUAUGUUGUCUAGAGCAGUCGCUGGCAUUAAGGACAGAACGCUUAUAAUUAAUUUUCCAGGAAGUAAAAAAGCUGUCACCGAAUGCAUUGAAGUUGUUAAAGUAGUUUUGUCUCAUGCUAUUUCACUUAUAAACAACGAGCUUAGUGAAGUUAAAACAGUUCAUGACAAAAUGCAAGUGGAUCAUAUUUGUCCACAUAAACGGAACAGUGCAGUGGAUUUAUCAAAAGUUGCAUUAAGACCCCGAGAAUCUCCUUAUCCGAUGAUGGGGAUGCAGGAGGCCUUCAAUACAGUUGAUGCUGUGAUGCUGAAGUGGGUGGAGAGAAUAGAAGUAAUUCCUUUAGAACAGUGUAUGGCCCAUGUUGUAGCUCAGGGCAUAAUCGCUAAGGAGCCAUUUCCUCCAUUUCCAGCAUCUGUUAAAGAUGGUUACGCUUGCCUCAGCUUGGACGGCGCUGGCACGCGCAAGGUGCGGGCCGCUGUAACGGCGGGGGAGACUCCGUUCACGCCUCUCGCUCCCGGCGAAUGCGCCAGAAUCAACACCGGAGCGCCUUUACCCCUAGGCGCUGAUUGCGUUGUACAGGUUGAAGAUACUAAGCUAAUCUUGGCUUCUGAUGAUCAUAAAACUGAAUUGGAAAUUGAGGUUCUUGUGGCACCGCAGCCACACCAGGAUGUACGACCCAUUGGCUUUGACAUCCCUGUUGGCUCUAUGCUGGUCGAAAAAGGUGACGUGAUAGGCGCCGCACAGAUUGGUAUUUUAGCCGGAGCUGGUUACCAGAGUGUCCCUAUAUUAGCUUACCCAAAGGUAGCAAUCAUGUCAACUGGGAACGAAUUACAGGAACCUUCAGACAGUGUCCUACGCCCAUCUCAUAUCAGGGACUCUAAUAGAAUUAUGUUAAAAGCAUUGCUCAAGGAGCACGGGUACGAGAGUAUAGAUUGCGGCAUCGCACGCGACGAGCCGUGUGCGCUCGCGGCGGCCAUCGCCAACGCUCUGCCGCGCACCGACAUACUCAUAUGCACGGGAGGCGUUUCUAUGGGAGACAGAGACUUGCUCAAACCGGUUUUGAUUAAUGAUUUCGGUGCAACGUUGCAUUUUGGACGUGUGUGCAUGAAGCCUGGGAAACCGAGCACUUUUGCCACUUGCGAGUUUGAAGGGAAGACCAAGUUUAUUUUCGCUUUACCUGGUAAUCCAGUGUCGGCCUACGUGUGCUGCCUGCUGUUCGUGGUGCGCGCGCUGCGGCAGUGCACGCGGCGCGCGGCCGACUUCGCGCGCCUGGGCGUGCGCCUCGCGCACGACGUGCACCUCGACGCGCGCCCCGAGUACGCGCGCGCCGUGCUGCACUUCCCUAGCACGCAGGACUUUCCCGUUGCCACGCUGCUGGGGAACCAGUGCAGUAGCCGGUUGCUGAGCGCGUGCGGCGCCAGCGUGCUGCUGGAGCUGCCGGCCGCGUCGCCGCGCGUGCCGCAGCUGCGCGCCGGCGCCACCGUGCCCGCCCUCGUCACCGGCAGGAUCGAUCUCACUAGACUCUAACCUUGUUACUUUACUUGGGUUUUAUAAUUGAAUCGGUCAUUUCAAAAACCGCUCAAGUCACAUAAUUAUAUUUUUUUAAGUACUCAAUAAAUACUCUUUCAUUCAGAAGUAAACGAAUUCCGAAGGAAUUUUGGGCUGAAUUUAGUGAUUGAACUUUAUAAGGAAGGUUUUUAUCCAAGUUUUUACAUCUAUCUUUGAGGAAGCGUUUACAGCA
Molecule: messenger RNA, 2522 nt
Organism: Maniola jurtina (meadow brown)
Lineage: Eukaryota; Metazoa; Arthropoda; Insecta; Lepidoptera; Nymphalidae
Gene: cin
Product: gephyrin
Exons: 10
Coding region: 452-2308 (618 amino acids)
Biological process (GO): Mo-molybdopterin cofactor biosynthetic process; glycine receptor clustering; gamma-aminobutyric acid receptor clustering
Cellular component (GO): dendrite; cytoplasm; postsynaptic membrane
Molecular function (GO): molybdopterin molybdotransferase activity
Source: RefSeq, a predicted model, not a curated record